Messenger RNA from Branchiostoma floridae (Florida lancelet), 6069 nucleotides. RefSeq lists its product as uncharacterized. NCBI's taxonomy places the organism in Eukaryota, Metazoa, Chordata, Leptocardii, Amphioxiformes, Branchiostomatidae. Gene Ontology annotation, molecular function: cysteine-type deubiquitinase activity. Gene Ontology annotation, biological process: protein deubiquitination. Bases 750 to 5927 code for a protein of 1725 amino acids. The transcript is spliced from 19 exons. The record is from RefSeq and is a predicted model, not a curated record.
AACCGCGCUAAGUACAGGUCACAACAAGUCAAAACAUAUGACGUUAUACAUAUAAAAAAGUAUCACAAAUGAGGUGGAAAGCAUAUGUCACUGAGAACUCAGUAUCCGACAGAAAGAGAGAAGUCUGGGCGUAACGUUAGUGACGCUAGCAGCUGCAGGUAUGAGGGAAGAUUUGGAAGAGGAAACAAACAAAAGGGUGUAUAAGGCACCUAGAUGGGAACAGCACCUUGUCUAGCGAAGAAAUAGACGUAAUUUAAACAUUAAAGUAAAAGUGCUUUGCUGAUUUGACGACUUGUGGUAUCCAACUUGCACCAUGCAGCAGUGACAUCUAGCGACUUUAUUUCAAACUGCCGCCCAGAUUAUGACCUCAUUCUCCCAUGGUGCCUCGUCACCUGCGAUGCCCUAUGACGCACUGCUCCAAGAUGGCGGCGAGGGUUUGGAGAUGAUCGACUUGAUGCUCUUGACAUUGGGCCCCGUCUCAAGAAAUCUAGAAGAAACCUCACAGGUGAUGAGACCAACCUUACAAAGCAACCGAAGAGUGACUGUCCAUGUUCCAGUCAGCUGCAGAUACCAGUAGGAAGUUUCAUGGACUGAUGAAUCUAUCAACAUCGUGACUACAACUGACCACCUCUACCCCCUGAGAGCCCAAUCUUCGACAGGACACCGUCCAAAUCCUACAGAUAAAAGUGAACUGUGCAGGACUUGGACUGGGAAAGAGCAACUGUCAGAAGACAUGAACCGGAUGAGCGAUGAUGUCAUGGCUUAAGGACAACGUGACGGAGCCUGUGAUGUCAUCCAUGGCGGGGAUUUUCGCGCCGCGGAACAGCCUGUCCAUCACCAACUCCAAGGGCCUGCUGAACGCCCCCGGAGAGAACAACUGCUUCCUCAACAGCGCAGUGCAGGUCCUUUGGCACCUGGAUGUGUUCAGACGAAGCUUCCGCCAGCUGUCCGGCCAUGCCUGCAUGGGGAACUCCUGUAUCUUCUGUGCGUUGAAGGUCAUCUUUACCCAGUUCCAGUACAGUGACGAGACGGCACUCCCACCGGAUGCUCUGAGAAAAGCGUUGGCUGAAACCUUCGAGGACCAACAGAGAUUUCAGCUGGGGUUCAUGGACGAUGCUGCCGAAUGCUUUGAGAGCAUCUUGCUGCGAAUCCACUACCACAUUGCCAACGAGGUCAAAGAGGACAUGUGCAAUGCCAAACACUGCAUCUCUCACCAGAAGUUUGCCAUGACUGUUGUUGAGCAGUGCAUGUGUGGAUGUGGUGCCACGUCGGAGCCUCUGCCCUUCACACAGAUGGUCCACUACGUGUCCGUCACCGCCAUGAUAGCCCAGGGAAAGGAGAUGUUAGACAAGACGAAGAAGCCGUACCCCGAGAUGUUUGGACAGCUGCUGAAGAAUGCAGGAGGGGUCGGUGACCUUAGAAACUGUCCUAGUAAUUGUGGAGAGAGGGUGCAGAUCAGGAGAAUGUUAAUGAACUCCCCUGAAAUAGUGAGUCUGGGCCUGGUGUGGGACACAGACCAGCCCACAGUGGAGCACAUCAUGGACGUCAUCAACUGUCUGGGGACCACUAUCCGGCUCGUAGAUGUUUUCCACUCCGUGGUGGACGACUCUGCGGCAGGGAAGGUCCUGCACCUGGUGGGGGUGGUGACGUACUACGGCAAGCACUACUCCACCUUCUUCUUCCACACCCGCUUGAAAACGUGGAUCUACUUUGAUGAUGCCACAGUGAAGGAGAUCGGCAGCAAAUGGAAGGAUGUUGUGGAGAAGUGCAGGAAGGGCCACUAUCAGCCGCUGCUGCUGCUGUUCGCCGAUCACUUCGGCUCUCCGGUCAACACGGAGACCGCUCCCACCGAGACCACCAUGCUGCCGGGCUACACCCACGGGGAAGGUGCACAACGUCUGUCCAAGAUGAGCCCUGCUGUGUCUCCAACGCACCACAAGAGCAAGUCUUCCUCCGCCAGCGGCCAAUCCGGCUACACAUCCCACACCCUGGGCAAGUCGGACCACUCCGGCUCCUCCCACAAGGAGUCCAAGAGGAAGUCGGGCGGCUCGGACACGGCGAGCGUGAAGUCGCAGAGUUCGCAGAGCUCCAGGAGUUCCCGCAGCUCCAGCAGCCACGGGCAGUAUGUCAUCAACGGGCCGGUGUCCCCGAUCUCUGGGAAACGGGACUGGGAGAACGGGCAGGCGUCGCAUCCGAUACAGCCUGACUCCAGGCCGGCACAAAAGGACGGUGCGAGUAAGAAGACAGUGCUUGUGAGAAAGGACAGUGCAAAGAAAGGGAAAGACAGGGUAAAAGCUGAUUACGUGCGAUACCAGAGAAACGAUAGUAAUGAGAGCAAGAGCACUCCUUCGUCGCCGACGGGUAGUUUUGAUAAUGAUCUGUUUGUGCAACAGACUAGUGCGAGGAGACAACCGCAGGGGGCUGAGGCCAUCGCAAGCGUUCCCAGUCACGUCCAAAGCUCUUCUUCCAGCCAUCGGUACAUUCAGAGUGAGGUCGGUACCUACGGCAAUCCCACCAGUAGUCAACCAGCGUACAUGCCUGUGUCCGCUGCGGCCAUGCAGCAGUCGAGUCCGUACAACGUGAAGGGGACGGACAACAUCAAAAUGGUCCCACAGAUCGACUACAGAACGUUUCAGCCAGAGACUCAGCAGAAUGUACAAGUAAGUAGUGUACAGUCUAAUCAAAGAACUGGAAGCCCCUAUGCGUCAGGGCCCUCGCAGGACUUGAUACAGCUGAAACCGCAGGAAGAUUUCAGGCAGAGCCUUCUGCAUAGUCCGCAGAACACAAAGGGGCUUGUCAUGACAUCACCGAACAGGCCGCAGGACCGCCGUGCCUUGCUGCAGAGGAAGAACAGCGCCCCAAAUUUCCCCACCUUCAAGCAGAACCUGUCUGUUCACUCCAGUGACCCUUCCAUUGGGAACAUUGCCGCGUCAAACAGCCACGGGGAUCUAGUGUACCUUACCCAACAGGGGCCUGGGAGCCCGCAACCUUACGGACCUGAAGCAAGUAGUAGAUCUGUGAGCGAGAAAAAUGCAACUCACAUCCCUCAAACGAGCCAGCCUGCGGAAUACAACCAGAGCCCUGCGGCUAGAAGUAGCGGCGCGUCCGCAAACUACAGCAUGGUGCAGUCCAAACCACAGACGGUAUACGUGGGGGACAGGAUGGACGGUAGAACUCCGGUGCCCAGUUCGGAGUACCAGCCGAUGCCAUACAAUCCACAGGUGGAGGAGUAUCAAAGGCUGGCCCUCCACAGACACGGCUCGCAGAAGGAAAACGGGCCGCCGCAUGUCGGCAACCAGGCCAUCUAUUCCAGGAGCAGUGAGGAGAGUUCGGGGUCGUUCACUAGCGUGGAGGAUCAGCAGAGAGUGCCCCAGCCGAACCCAAACUACUGUUACGUGUCGGCUGGUAGGCAAGGGGGGGACAUCAUGCAGGGGGCGAGCGCCGCGGGGGACUGGAGGGAUUCCGGCUACCGCAGUGGGGAUCGGAACAGUGCCAGCUCGACAAGCAGCUUGUCAUUUGAGUCCCCCAGUAUCGAAGGGUCCUACACUAUGGCGCCCCAGGGCAACAACCAGGACAACUUAAUUGAGUUUUCGCUACCACCGCAGCAGCAAGGUCAGGGGUCAGUGGCAGGGUCCUCUGCAGGUCAAGGUUAUCUAAGGUCACCAGAGGGCAAACACAAGGGUGGCAAUGACCUGAUUGACCUUGGACAAGAGAGUCCAGGAGGUGUUGGUGACCCCUGUAUAAGACUGUGUCAGGAGGCAGAACAGUUGCUGCUCAGAUCGUGCCAUGUGGAGGCGGCCGGUGAUCUCGCCUCGGCACUCUGUCUUUGCACCACAGCCAUCGCUCGCCUUCAGACCGCCGUGAACGUGGCGGGAUCCAACGCCCAGUCCCUGGCCUACGCCAAGCUGAAGUACGACACGUGCAUGAUGCGGUCUCGCAGUCUCCAUCGCCGCCUCCUUAUCCGCAGGCAGCACUCUUCUCCUGUCGAGGAGCAUCGUACCAACUGGAACGACAGCCUGGACAACGUUGUCAAGAGUUUGCUGGGGAUAGGCAUGAGUUGCAUUUGUAGCACCAACCUGAGCCCCACCAACAGUCCGGACAGCAUGUACACCCGAGCCAACAACCGCCCCACCGACGUCCCGCCGGACCUCAUCCAGCUGGAGGACCAGCGCCCCAGCUGCCAGAACGUCCUGCAGCAGAAGGUGCGCGAGCUGUACCUGCAGAAGGGGUACGGGGGCUACAGCACCAACCUGCAGGCACAGAGACACGCCCAGAUGGCUGCAGCUAGAGUACAGCAGGUGCCAAGAGGUGCUGCAGUACCGGCGGCAGCAGCGGCUGUUCCAGGGGGCGCUGUGGGUGGGAGUGUCUUGGGUUCAGCUGGAAACAUGGGCGCACACUUUGCAAGGAGCAGCCCCUCGGGUGCAGCUGGAAACGUGGGCGCGCAUUUUGCAAGGAGCAGCCCCUCGGGUGCAGCUGGAAACGUGGGCGCGCAUUUUGCAAGGAGCAGCCCCUCUCCUCUCACCAGAACCCGCAGUAUGGAGGACACCAGGAGGGGCAGCCGACCCAAGACACCUGAACAUUUUUAUUCAAAGGAGGAGAGACAGAGACUUGAGACGACCAAUUCCAACUACGUUGUUUUUCCAAUGAAGGGACAGGCAGUGAGAGGACAGCGGGCACCGGCGGAGGGGGCCAUGCCACCUGGGGAGGGUGCUGGUUCACAGAAGGAUUCCCAAGGACAACAGGGGAUGCAGUAUACUAGAGAUCCCCGACACAGGGCCAAGCUACGACACCUCCAGAGAAGACACUCACACCACGAAUCCAUGCAACCAAGGGUAGCUGCGGACGAUCAGGCCGCCCCGGUGCGGCCCCGGUCCAGAACGCCCGAACCCUCGCCCAGGGCGCAGCCUCGGGAGGACAACAGGAGGUCGAAAACCCCCACCCCAGGGGAGAUGAGUCAGAGGAACAGACCAAUGCCUCAUGCACAGAGAAGAUCCAAGACACCCACUCCCGGCAUGGUGGAGGGAAGUCGUUCCAAAACGCCCACCAGGACAACAGAACAGUUCUACGAGUCAAGAAGACCCCCACAGGGCCUUCCCAGACCUCGACCCGUGGUGCCCAACGGGCCGGUGGUGCGCAGCAACAUCCAAACUCGCCCUCCCGACGGCAUCCAGGGGCAGGGGGAGCAUCCCAGGCCGAGCCAGAGGCAGAACGUCCUACACGCAGUCCAGGUGGGGGGCAACGGGCCAAGCGCGUUCACCACGAACGUUCCUAUUUACACGUCUGGGAGUCAGAGACAGACCGAGCAGCCCAUCUACGUGUCCAUCGAUCACAGUCGCGGCAGACCAGCCGCCCACGCCCAGGCAGUGUCGGAGCAAAGGAGGGGGAGGGAAUCCAGGAGAAGGGAUCGAGACUACAUUCCUAGUAGUGCUACUCAUUAUGCAGUUUAUGGAGCUACCAGAGAGCAGUUGCUUCAGUCUCAAAUGGACGCAGAAAGGCUGGGCCUUAGUGGAAGACAGGUGGGUGACAAUCAAGCUUCAACUGCUUUAAGGGGGCAGCUCAAGUAUGGAGAAGGACCACUGUAUGGUCAACAACUGCCCAGUAGGCAGCCGGAGGGAGCUGAGGGAAUGGUGGGGACAUCAACGGACAAAAGGUCCAUCAGUGCUGGUAACUUAAGGAAUCUUGUUAAAGAGCAGGGUGCGGCCAGUUAUGGGAGUACCUCAAGAGGAGUGCCGAGACCAGAGGGUAGACAUCCAAACGAGCUGUACAUGAAGGUUCCAGCUGACAGGGAUGGUAAUGCUGCUGCUGUUUCACCGGAACAGCAACAAAUGUUGAAGCAUGAGCAGCAACAAGCAGCAGCCUGGGAGCAACAGCAGUUAAUGGCCCAGGAACAGCAGCAGCAGCUGAUGACGAACAGCAGCAGCAGCUGAUGACCCAAGAACAGGAACAGCAGCGAUUCAUGACCCCGGAACAGCAGCGAUUCAUGACCCCGGAACAGCAGCGGUUCAUGACCUCUGAACAGCAGCGAUUCAUGACCCAGGAACAGCAGCAGCUUAUGACCCAGGAACAGCA